Bactrocera dorsalis (oriental fruit fly) is the source of this 6870-nucleotide messenger RNA. RefSeq names its product mannosyl-oligosaccharide alpha-1,2-mannosidase IA (gene alpha-Man-Ia). The record is from RefSeq and is a predicted model, not a curated record. The transcript is spliced from 6 exons. Gene Ontology annotation, biological process: carbohydrate metabolic process; N-glycan processing. NCBI's taxonomy places the organism in Eukaryota, Metazoa, Arthropoda, Insecta, Diptera, Tephritidae. Gene Ontology annotation, cellular component: endoplasmic reticulum; Golgi membrane. The coding region runs from base 2533 to 4779 and encodes 748 amino acids. Gene Ontology annotation, molecular function: calcium ion binding; mannosyl-oligosaccharide 1,2-alpha-mannosidase activity.
CUGCCGACGUAACGUCAUCGGAGUCGCGUGCGCUGCGAAACGUGCAAUGCAGCGGCGUGCGUGAGCCGCAAAGCUUUUGAAGAACCUUUGAUCGCCGGGUUGCCCACACACCGCGUACGACUCCCCCCAACGCAUCCCCCUUAUAUGCACCACACAUUUUCGGUCCACUACAAGCCGAACUUAAAGCGUCGUUGGUCAGCGCUAAGCUCACAGCGCGACGAUCGUGAAUAAUACGCUGCUUUGUUUGUUGACUUCAUUCGUGUCUCAGCCGCGAAGCGUUGCAGACGACGUUAGAGCGAACGAACGACGCUUAAAGCACAGCAACUACAACAUCGCAUACAUAACGAAAAAGUGUGUUUUGUGUUGUUGUUGUAUACAAACGCGUGUUGUACGUCGCAUUGGUCGUUGGCGGGCAGCGUGCGGCAACAUUGCGGAGCUAAAGGUGCAGCGAAGCUUGCAUAAAAAAAAUAUCAAACCAAAGAAACUACAACAACGCAGCUGGCUGGCAAAAGCGCAUAAAGCGAAAUAGAAUAGGUGAAGUGGCGUGGAAUAAAUGCGAAAGAGGAAUGCGUUAAUACGCUUUGCUUGCGCGUUGAUAUUUGAUCGGUCGCUUGCUUUGACUCGCGCUGCUGGUGGUAUUGCAUGUGCAGCGAUCGUCGGUAACAGCUGUUGUUGCGAGUUGUCGUAAAAGCAACUGUUGUUGAUUAGAAAAAUAUUUAUUGCAAAAGGUGAAAAAAUAUUGAAAAAUAAAGCGGCAGUUGAAAAGUAGCAAACCUACUUGUUAUUGUUGUUGUUGUGAUUAUUUUUUGAAAUAAAGUAUUUGUGCCUUUUGAAAUUCGAAAAUAAAUUAAAUAAAAUAAAAUAAAAAUUUCAAAUAAAAAAAUUGAAAUAAAAAAAUUAAUUAAUUAAAAAAAUAAAUUAAUAAAAUAUAUUAAUAAAAAAAAAUAUUUUAUUGGUAAAAAAUAUCAUGCUAUAUAUUAAUAAAAACCAGGAAAGUGUGUGCUAAAUAUAUAAAAGUGCAAAGCCAUCUUUAAAACGGUAAAAGCAGCGAAACAAGUUAUACGCUGUGGUGCGAAAAUCAUAAAUUCCAUUAAAGCGAAUACCAAACAAGGAAGCAAGCUUUUCAAAUAUGAAAAGCAAAUACUGUUGAAUAAAAAGUGUAAACAAGAAAUAAAAAUAAAAGUACUGAAAAAGCAAUUUAAUUGAUGAAAAAAUAUUUAAAAAUUGCUAGAGUCUUCAAAUAAAAAAAAAUUGGAGACAAAAAUUAAAAAAAAAAAUCCAAAAAUAUUUAAAAAAUUAUUUAAAAAAUAAUUAAAAAUUAAAUAAUAAUAUUAAUAUAAAAAAAUUUACAUAGUAAUAAUUUUUUUUUAAUUUAACACAAAAAAUAAAAAAAAAAUAUUUUUUUUAAAUAAAAAUAAUAUAACAAAUAAAUAAAACAAAACCAAAAUUACAAUAAAAGAAUUAACAAUAAUUAAAUAUAAUAAUAUUUAAUAAUAAAAAAGUAUUAAAAUAUUUAAAAAAUCAUAAAAAAAUAAAAAUUCAAAUAUUUUUGAAUAAAAAUUAAAAUUUACUAAGUGAUUAUUGUAAAAAAACAAGGAAAAUUCUGAAACAAGUGAAAAAAAUUAGCAGCAAAAUUCCUCAUUUUUAUAAAAAAUAAUUUUAAAACUGAAAACUGCAACCAUAAAAAUUUACUGGUUUACAAGAAGAUCAGCUUGAAAGCAUAAAUCUGUGUGUUUGACAAGAAAAAUAAACACAAAAAGUUUUAAUUAAAAAAAAAAUACGAAUUAAGUCGGUCUUAUAUAACUGUGAAGAGCAAAAAUAUUAACUAAAUAGUUAAAAAUUAUAUUCUAAAUAAAAUUACUUUUAAAAAAUCAUAUUUGAGUACCUAUAGAUCAUAAAAAAAAUAUAAAGUAAAAAAUAAAUAAAAAAGUGAAACAAAUUUCUGUAAUAAAUUAAAAAAUAAAAAUAAAAAAUUAGAAAAAAAUUAAAAAAAUUAAAAAAAAUUUGAAAUUCUACAAUUAAAAAAAAAAUUAAGAAUUAAAAAAAUUUAAAAAUUAAAAAGAAUUAAGAAAAGAAAAUUUGAAAAUAUAUAAAAUUCAAAACAACAUAUUUUAUAACAAUUAAAAAAUAAACGAAGUUCCGUAAUACAUAAAAAAUUAAAAUUAUUGUUUAAAUAAAACUAUUUAAUUAAAAAUUAAAAAAAAAUAUUAAAAAAUAUCUCGCGCAAAAUGAGCAUCUACUUAACGCCGCAUUAAAUACAAGCCACUCAAUUGCAAUUGCUUAAAACCGACUUUUUUCCGAUUGCCUGCUCUUCCAUUGAUUUUUUCCGCAAACAAAAAAACAGUGCGGUUAAGAGCGCGCUUAUCAAUUACACCACAACAGUGCUGCACCCAAAGUCGACGCGCUACACCACCUACUCUUCCUUCCUUCCACCCCCGUCGUCUACUGUCUUCUUUGACCGCUACUUCUUUGUGUUGUCGUCUGAACGCCGCCAUUGGGCAUAUAGUUAUCACGUUGCAACAACAACAAACAAUGUGCAGCCAGAAAUGUUUUCGCGUACACACACUGGUCAUACUCGGCGUCAUACUCACCAUUGUGCUCGUCUGCAUUGUCGGCAUCACGCUGACGAACAGCAUCAACAUUUCGAAUAUCAUCAAAUUGCGCGAGAAGGUCGCCAGCGAUUCGGCUGCGGCGACCGGUGCGAAUGCCGUGCAAACACGUGCCGCACUCGUCGAACAACAAUACUCCGCAUUGCAACAACAUCAUUUGUCGCGUAGCGAUUUGAAUUACAUAGCGGCCACACAUCCCAAGAAUUUGCAACGUUUCGCCGGCAGUCAUGCGGGCGGAGGAGGUAGCGGUGGUGCAGGGGCAGCUGGUGAUCACGCAAAUGUUGGCGCGACGGCGCAAAAUAAAAUUGUCAUCGAAAUUGGCAUACGGAAUUUUUCCACAGCGCUCUCCAACGGCAGCCACAUGGCGGUCGCGGGCUCAGCGUCCGCGGCGCAACCACAGCUGCAGUCUUCUGCCGCCGUUGAGACGCUGCUCGAUAAACUCAUCGAACCCAUAACGAGCGCCAUUGUUGAUGGCAAUAUUGAUUCGAUUUCGGUGCCUGCCACCGCUACGGGUCGCCAAUUGAAUGAGUCACUGUCCCAGUUGGUCAAUGCGCAGGAGACCCGUUUGCGUGCGCAAAACGAAACAAAGCUGCUUCGUGCAGCAACAACGACAACAUCAGCCCCAACAACAGCAACAACGGCUACUACGGUUGCUAUGAAUGCGUCAGAGUUUACCACAACGCUGGAGCCAAUGCUGUCACCACAACCGCACGAUCGUCUGAGCAUUGCCGAUCACAAUCCCGGUCAAAUUGACUUUGCGAAGCGCGAGCAUGUCAAGCAGAUGAUGCAGCACGCCUGGGACAACUACAAGCUCUACGCAUGGGGCAAGAACGAACUUCGACCGCUCAGUCAACGUCCACAUUCGGGCAGUAUUUUUGGCAUCUACGAUCUGGGCGCCACCAUAGUCGACGGUCUGGACACGCUCUACCUAAUGGGUUUGGAGAAGGAGUAUCAAGAGGGACGCGAUUGGAUUGAACGAAAGUUUUCGCUGGACAAUGUUAGCGCCGACCUGUCUGUAUUCGAAACGAAUAUACGCUUUGUAGGUGGCUUGUUGACACUUUAUGCAUUCACCGGUGAUAAUUUAUAUAAAGAGAAAGCACAACACAUCGCUGACAAGCUGUUGCCCGCCUUCCAGACGCCCACCGGUAUACCAUAUGCGUUGGUAAACACACGCACCGGUGCGAGUAGAAAUUACGGCUGGGCUUCAGGUGGCAGCUCGAUUUUAUCCGAAGCUGGCACAUUGCACUGCGAAUUCGUUUAUCUGAGCGAUAUAACGGGUAAUCCGCUGUACAAAGAGCGUGUACAAACUAUACGUCAAGUUUUGAAGGAGAUUGAGAAGCCAAAGGGUCUAUAUCCAAAUUUCAUUAACCCCAAGACGGGCAAGUGGGGACAAAUGCACAUGUCGCUGGGCGCUCUAGGCGACAGUUUCUAUGAGUAUCUGCUAAAGGCUUGGCUGCAGUCGGGCCAAGUUGACGAGGAGGCUCGCGAAAUGUUCGACGAAGCCAUGGUGGCGAUUAAUGAGCACAUGAUACGCACAAGUUCGGGUGGUUUGACUUAUGUCUCAGAUUUGAAGUUCGAUCAUUUGGAACAUAAAAUGGAUCACUUGGCUUGCUUUGCGGGUGGUCUCUAUGCCUUAGCUGCCAGCACGCGACAAAACCAAUAUGCCAACAAAUUUAUGGAAAUUGGUAAGGGUCUGACAAAUACCUGCCACGAGAGCUACGCAAGAACGCCAACCAAAUUGGGACCAGAAGCUUUUCGCUUCAGCGACGCCGCCGAAGCGCGUGCCUUGAAAUCACAAGAGAAAUACUAUAUACUGCGACCGGAAACGAUCGAGAGUUACUUUGUGUUGUGGCGUCUGACGCACGACCAAAAAUACCGCGACUGGGGUUGGGAGGCUGUGCAAGCGCUCGAGACCUACUGCCGUACCAUGCACGGCUACAGUGGCAUCAAGAAUGUGUAUCAGGAGAAUCCGCAGAAGGAUGAUGUGCAGCAGAGCUUCUUCUUGGCGGAAACACUCAAGUACUUGUAUCUGCUCUUUUCCGAUGACUCGCUGCUGCCACUGGACGAGUGGAUAUUCAACACGGAGGCGCAUCCAUUGCCCAUACGUGGCGCGAAUGCAUUCUACCGCGCGGCACCACCUGCCCAAACGCAAGCAGAUGAGAACCGUUAAAGGUUGACAAAAGAAAUAUUGCAAAUAUUUCACUGACGAUAUGUUUGAGUCUGCCGAGCGUCUUUGACAAAAAUGCAGUUAUUUGUAAUUAGUGUUUUUAUAAUUUUUUUUCUUUUUGACAAAUAGUUACUUUAUUAUGCUUUUUAGACACACAUUGACACACAUUGUAAUUUAGCGUAAUUAUUUAUAAAGAAGUUGGACGUUGUGCGUAUUCAGAUUUCUCAGCGAUUUUCAAAUGAGUUUAAUUUUAUUUCAAUUUUAUUUUAAUAUUUUUUUUUUUGUUGUAAAAAUAUGUAUGCCUGUACAUAUGUAUGUAUAUUGUACUUGUAAACUGACAUUUGCUAAUUUUCGCCGCUUAAUUUUGUACAGUUAUAUAAUAUAAGUUAUAUGUAAUAGUUAUUAUUGUAGCGCUUAAUUAUGUAAAAAAAUUUUAUUAAGCAAAAAAAAAUAUUUUCGAAAUUCAAAAUUGCAUUUCCGACACACUGACGUGAAAAACUUCGCCCAUAUUAAAAAAAUUUAGUUAAUAACACAUGCAUGUACCAUAUGUAUAAUUAUUUUCACCAAUCCAGACAUUUUUUUUUUCUCUCUACAUCCUUGCAUACUCGUAUUUGAACUGUGAAAAUGCCAAUAUAGAAACUAUUGUUUGAAAAGAAGAAAGCAAGUAACAGUUGUAUAUUGUCAACGCCUACAAAAGCAGUGUAGUUGUAAAGCAAAUAAACUCGAAAUUUAAUAUAAAAUUAGUUUAAAACAAAAAACUGUUGCAGUACGUUUUUUCUUGUUGUAUGGAAAAAUAUUUGGAAACUUGUGGUUGCAAAAAAAAUUGUUUGGUAUUUAAGUUUUUUUUAGGUGUUCGAAGGUCAUGUCAACAAAAUACUUUUUAUUAAUUAAUUUUAUAUAAUUUUUUUUCUAACCUUUCGAAAUUAAUUAAUUUUAUAUAAUUUUUUUUUCUAAAUUUUCAAAAUUAAUUAAUUUUAUAUAAUUAUUUUUUAAAUUAUCUUUUUUUUGCAAUAUUUUUAGAGUUCUCAGAACGAAAAUGAUAUUGUCAACACAACAUUAAUUAAUUUUCUAUACAUUUUUUUUUCUAAAAUUAUCUUUUCUUGAAAACAUUUUCGAAUUUAUCUCUUUCUUUUGUGAUACUUUUUGUCCGUCUUUAGCAAGAUUUUUAACUUUGUACUACGAAAAAUUUAGCACAUAAUAUUAUAUUUAAAUUAUUUAAGAAAAGUAUAUUAUAUUUUCUUAUAUUAUUUGGCAAAUGCUAUACAUUAUAUUUUUUGUUAUUUUUAGAAACAAAAAUCUACAUUUAUUGAAAAACAAAAAACCAAAAUUUAACACCGUACUAAAUAUAUUUUAUUGCUGUACCCGCAGGCAACUUGCUAUAUUUUUUCAAGUGUGAAAAACGCAAAAAAAAAUUUUUUUAAGGAAAAUUUUUUAAGGAAAAUUCUUUUUUUGAUAGAAAAAAUUCUUAAAGCAAUUUUAAAUGUUAAAAUUUGUCGAGGAAGAAAGUUAAAAAUUCAGAACUUCAUAGAUAAAUUGUGGUUAGGCAUUGCCAAGUCACAUACCUCACAAUACUCAAAUUUUGGAAAAAACAUUAUUUAAAAUUUUUUAUUCAAAAAUAUUAAUCUUUCUGUUAAAAAAAUUUUAUUUAAAAAAUUAAUUUUUAAAGUGCAUAUGCUGGUUGAAAAAUUAUGAAGAAGUGUUUUUAACUUUUUUAACAAAUUUCAAAGGGAUAAAUUUAAAUUUUUUAUCUUUUUAAAAAACAAAGUUUUUUGAAAACUUAUGAAAAACAUUUUUGAGUUUCACUAACUAAUUUCUAAAAUUUAUGUUUUUUGUUUGUAUUUGGAAAACAAUAUUUUGAAUGCUGUAGUUUCAACAAUUUUGAACCAAAAUUUGUAUUUGAAAAAAUUAAUAAUUUCCGGUAGAUAUUGCUGGUCGAGGUUUAUCGAAGAAAUGUUUUUAACUGAUUUCCAAAUCAAUAAUUUAAAUAUUUUAUCUUUUUAAAAAACAAAUUUUUUUGAAAACUUAUGACUUUUUAAACUAAUUUUAAAAAUUUUGUUUGUUUGUAUUUAGAAAACAAUAUAUUUGAAUAUUUUG